AUUGGUGCCACCACUGAUAUGCUGUGCCGACAUAUAUGAAUUGUUACGGGAUGCGUCGCCGAGAAAAAUCUAUUUCUACAGAUUUAAUAAACAAUCGCGAGCAUUAUUUGUUCGUAGACGUUUUAAAUACCUGGUUUCCAGGAUUUAAGGGAUAUUUUAGAAUAGUUUUAUGGUGACGGCAUGUGCGUCGAUCCUUUAAAGAAAAUUUGUCAUUGGGGUCCACUUACUGCUCUCGGAAUUAUAAAAAUAAUUACAUUGAUGACAAUACAUUGUAGUAGACAAUGGUGGCCACCGCAAGAAAGUUUCUUUGGAGCAGUUAAUUUUAUUCUUUUCUUUUGUCUGAGUGGUUCUACUCUUUUCCAUUUUAUCAAUGCUAUUUAUGAAGGGCCUGGAUUUCUUCCAUUGAAAUGGAUGCCGGAGAAAGCAACAGAUACUCAAUAUUUACAAUAUUGUUUUGUUUGUGAAGGAUAUAAAGCACCAAGAUCUCAUCAUUGUAGAAAGUGUGGUCGUUGUGUCAUGAAAAUGGAUCACCAUUGUCCAUGGAUAAAUAAUUGUGUAGGACAUUACAAUCACUGUCAUUUUACAGCAUUUCUUGCAAGUGCAGUUGGUGGAUGUUGUGUUUCCACUUUUACAUUAAUUUCUUGGGUGAUGACUGUAUUAUCAUUGAAACCACUAUCAUUUCCACCACCUUCUAUAUUUAUUCUGAUAUUAGUUAUCUUUAGUAUUGGUUUAUCAAUUGGUGUUAUUCUUGCUGUUGGAACAUUGCUUUAUUUCCAACUAUUAUCUAUAAUCAAAAACAGGACAGAAAUAGAAGCAUGGAUUUCAGAGAAGGCUCAUUAUCGAAGAUUUGGAACUAGAGACAAAUUUAUUUAUCCAUAUUCAAAAGGAUGGCGUUUUAACUUACAGCAAGUUCUUACAUGGGAUUGUACGCCAGUGGGUGAUGGAAUUCACUGGCCUGUGAUUGAAAGUUGUGACCAGUAUACUUUAACGCGGGAACAAUUAGCUCAGAAAAAAGAUAAACGAAAGAGAGCUAAGACUUACAGAGUUAUAGAAGAAGCAUACGGAUCGUAUUUACCAUUGAAACACGGUUGGGGUGUACUGUGUCAUCCACCUUGCACCGAUGAACAACGAGUCAAGCUUAAAGUUGGAGAUAUUGUGAUUGUAACACGAUGGAGAAAAUAUUGGUUAUUUGGAGAGAAGAAGCAAAAUGAUGAAAACGAGAAGCAAUUACGAACUCGGGGUUGGUUCCCACGACCUUGCGCCAUUGAAGUGAUUGAAAACGAAGCGUACUCCUCCGCCUUAACAAAAUCAGAUUGAAACAUUCCUGUUCUAUGUAGAGAUUUGUAAACCAGUUAAUGGAUGUACCAUUGAAUGAACGGCAAUAUUUUUUAUCUAAUAUUUUAUAUGCGAUGAGUGAAUGUUUCUGAAUAUUUUAAUGGUCUAAUAUGGAUUUUUUUUCGAACCACUAUUUAAAAUACCAGUCACUAUAUUUAUUGCGUAAGAAAAGCAUUUGAUUUGCGUUUAAAGUAAUGUGCACAAAGCAAGAUUCCAUUUAUACUUCUUUACUUCUUAGUUUUCUUUUUAAAAAUAUUUAAUGAUAACGUGUAAGUAUUUAAAAUGUAUACAGAAUAUGAAACCUCAUUAUAUUUUUGUAUAUGGAGCUUUAGUAACGAGAACUAUGUUUAAUAUACAACCGCGUGUAAAUAUUUUAUCGUUAUUAUAACUGUUAUUAUAAAUAAUAUUUUCGAUAUUUGUGCAACAGUGACUUAAUUAUUUAUGUUCUGGUAUAAAAAUUAGAAUAACGAUGAAUUCACGGUAAUAUUUUCCUUUGUAAUUUAUGACUUAUAUAGGCAACUUAUUUGUCUAAUAAUUACAAAACAAUGUAUUUUAUUGGGUACAUUUUUAUGAAUUUUGUAAUUGAUGAAUAAAUAUUUCGCUGAAAGCUA
Molecule: messenger RNA, 1946 nt
Organism: Frieseomelitta varia
Lineage: Eukaryota; Metazoa; Arthropoda; Insecta; Hymenoptera; Apidae
Product: palmitoyltransferase ZDHHC6
Exons: 7
Coding region: 181-1317 (378 amino acids)
Biological process (GO): protein palmitoylation
Cellular component (GO): Golgi apparatus
Molecular function (GO): palmitoyltransferase activity
Source: RefSeq, a predicted model, not a curated record